CCCCACGCAAAAAUGUCGGCGCUUAUGUUCGGGCAAUUACGGGCCCAUCUCUCUCGCGUGCGCCACGGCGCAUACUUAGUCUCUGGGUCACAUGAUGCCUGUCAUGGCCGCCUCCGUGGCCUGGGGAGGCGUGAAUGCUGGGUUCCUGCUGCGGGCGGCCAGGGGUGCCUGGUGGUGCCGACCCGGGGGCUUUUGGGGGUCCGGGGAGGCGGCGGCGGCGCCUGCGACAGCCAAGAAGUUCCGGGCGACAGGCUCGCGCCCGGCGGGGGAGGAAGAAGCCGGCGGCCCCGAGCGGCCCGGGGACGUGGUGAACGUGGUGUUCGUAGACCGGUCAGGCCAACGGAUUCCGGUGAGCGGCAGAGUCGGGGACAAUGUUCUCUACCUGGCCCAGCGCCAUGGGGUGGAUCUGGAAGCCCAGUUCAUGCCUGCCUCAAGGCCUUCGCAUUUGCCGUUCCAUCAGAAGUGCUUUCCCACCAGAUCUUCUGGCUCCUUCUCAUCCUUCAGGUCCCGAUAAUCAGAUCAGAAACCCUGUUUGCCUUGUUCACACUUAUUUGUUGCCUGUCAUGGUAUUUAGAUGUAACAGGUAUUAAAUCAGUAUUUGUUAGAGGAAAUACAAUAAUAGCAGACAUUACUUUAAGCCUGUUAACACAUAUUAACUGAUUGAAUCUAUUCCGUGAAAACUUUAUGCAGGAGGGGAGAAUAUUAUCCUAUCUUAUAGGUGAGGAAACUGAGCCUUAGGUUGAGCAGACCUGGUCCAAGUUCAAGUAAGUGGCAAAACUAGAUUCAAGCAAACCCAGCCUAUUUUAGCCACUAGUCUGUGCUGCUCUUCUAUGAAUAUUGAACACUUACUGUGUGCCAGGUAGCAAUGUAAAAAACAGAUAAGGCCCGUGUCAUUUCACACCAAUUUCAACCUAAUAGGGACAAUAAUCCCAUGCAUAAACAUGUAAUUAUAUCAUGAGCAACUGGGAAGAGCAGUCUUUUAAAAAGUGUACAGGGGGCUUCCCUGGUGGCGCAGUGGUUGGGGGUCCGCCUGCCGAUGCAGGGGACGGGGGUUCGUGCCCCGGUCUGGGAGGAUCCCACAUGCCGCGGAGCGGCUGGGCCCGUGAGCCAUGGCUGCUGGGCCUGCGCGUCCAGAGCCUGUGCUCUGCAACGGGAGAGGCCACAGCAGUGAGAGGCCCGCGUACCGCAAAAGCAAAAGCAAAAACAAACAAAUAAACAAA
Molecule: messenger RNA, 1220 nt
Organism: Lagenorhynchus albirostris (white-beaked dolphin)
Lineage: Eukaryota; Metazoa; Chordata; Mammalia; Artiodactyla; Delphinidae
Gene: FDX2
Product: ferredoxin 2
Exons: 5
Coding region: 13-660 (215 amino acids)
Biological process (GO): positive regulation of oxidoreductase activity; P450-containing electron transport chain
Cellular component (GO): mitochondrion
Molecular function (GO): 2 iron, 2 sulfur cluster binding
Source: RefSeq, a predicted model, not a curated record